This is a messenger RNA of Passer montanus (Eurasian tree sparrow), 8360 nucleotides long. It is a transcript of the gene TMEM170B, whose product is annotated as transmembrane protein 170B. Gene Ontology annotation, cellular component: plasma membrane. Gene Ontology annotation, biological process: negative regulation of canonical Wnt signaling pathway. NCBI's taxonomy places the organism in Eukaryota, Metazoa, Chordata, Aves, Passeriformes, Passeridae. Bases 35 to 433 code for a protein of 132 amino acids. The record is from RefSeq and is a predicted model, not a curated record. The transcript has 3 exons.
UGUCCCUCCCGCCCCGCGGCCCGGCGGCGGCACCAUGAAGGUGGAAGCGGGAGACAACUCCAUGAUCAACCUGUCGGUGCAGCAAGUGCUGAGCCUGUGGGCUCACGGCACCGUCCUCCGCAGCCUCACGGAGAUGUGGUACUGGGUUUUCCUCUGGGCUCUCUUCUCCUCUCUCUUUGUCCAUGGUGCUGUGGGAGUAUUAAUGUUUGUGAUGCUGCAGAGACAUAGGCAGGGGAGGCUGAUAUCUGUCAUUGUGGUCAGCAUUGGAUUUCUGGGUUCUAUAACUGGAGCAAUGAUAACCAGUGCUGCAGUAGCUGGAAUUUACAGAGUAGCAGGAAAGAAUAUGGCUCCCCUAGAAGCUCUUGUCUUUGGCGUUGGACAGACAGUACUGACAUUAAUUAUCUCAUUUUCAAGAAUUCUCGCCACGCUUUGAAACUUAUGUAGAAAGGGGGGAGAAAAACGUCUUUAAUCUGAAGAGAAGCUUCCUGACAGUGGAUUCAUCAGCUUAUGAACUUCAAUUCUAGUGCAAGAGGAAGGAAGCUAUGUGGAAAGUGCACUACAAGUCUCGAGGCUCAGUCAAAUGAGCAGGCUGUCCUCUAGUGUUGGAACUGCUGCACUCCUGCACUGCGCCUUAACGUGCCUCCGUCACGGGCGAGGGGGGAUCCCUGUGUGCCAGGCAGAGAUGGAGCACCUCGGGCAGCUGCCAGGCAGGUCCAUGCUUGGUGGUGGGAUCACUGUCCUUAACACAUUGGAAUGAAACAGAGGGGCCAUCCUGAAAGCUGCUCCGUGUGCCAAACUUGGGGUUUCAUUCUGAGCGGGUGGCUGGGUAAGCUCUGGAAUGUAGAAGAAUUCUGUGAAUGUGCACAAUUCUCCUUGAAUUCAGGGGAAAUAGCAAGAUAACUGACUUUUGUGUAUUAGAAGAAUCUCUCUGGAUGCUGAAUAUUCCUGUUCAGCAUUCAAAACAACGGUUAGAUCUGUUUCAAAAUGUAGAUUAAUUUUGAUGGGGUUUAAGAACCGCAGCUUUAACAACCCUGGUGUAAUUAGCACUAUGUGAAGAAUGGCUCGUGGCAGUUUUGUUCCUUGGCACAUUUCUUUGUGAGUUUAGCCUGUCAGAAAUCAGGAGUUUAAGGUGACUGUAUGAAAGUUAUUAAGUACAAGCUGUUGUGUAUGCACAAACAAAUCUUAAACUGAUGUUUUCCUUGAAAUUACUUUGUCUUAAGCAUACAGAUGGCUACCAGCCCUUCUGCAAACCUCAGAAAAAGGGUACUCGUUGCAAAUAAACUCCCUAUAUUUAAUUAAGCACUGGUAGGACCCUUACCCCUACAUGUAUUCUGUAAGGAAAACACAAAUACAACAAACUCUCAGAGAAUACACCUAUGAGGAAAAUAGAAAGGGUUAACAAUAUGAUAUCUUGGUUUUCUAAUGAGAAAAAUAUUAAGUGUAAUAAAAUGGUUACCAUACUCCAAAAAUUUGUAAGUGGGGCAGCACUAAUGUAUUUACUACCUUGUUUCUGAACACUUUGUAUCUUUGGAAAGAUACCUGGAACUUUCAAAUACUUAGCUUUCAGUGGUUUGUGCUUUUCUAGUUUAAAAGGGACUGAGUGGUGUUGUGCAUGUGAAAUGUCAUAAAUGUGAGUGUUUGGAGUAAAGAGAAAUUUUAAGUCUAAUGACUAAUUAUUUAUGAAAUACAAAAUAUAAAGGGCAAAAGGUUCUGUGAAGAAUAAGGAAUCUUUUACAUCUUCUCUCAGCUUAAGGCUUUUCAGCAGUUGUCUCUUAAUGAUGAUGGGGAGUAAAUCACUCAAAGAUUUUGCUGUUAUGAUGUCAGAAAGACUUUCAGGACUGUCACAAACAUUGGCACCUACUGCACACCUAAAAGAAUAUGUUUAAAAUGUAACUUGCAAUCCAGUCAUUGCUUAGUACUUUGAAAUAUAAUGAAUUAACCUGUCUGCCUUUAUCUUAAUCCACAUACAUUUCUUUAAAGUACUAGAAAUGCUAAUAGUGUUUGUUUUCUUUGAAAGCAUCAAAGUCCUGUUUGGAAAGCAUACAAAGUUGUGGGCUUUGCAGGGAACAAGUUAAAAUAUAGGUUUAUACAUAUUUUCAGUAUUAUUUUUACUUCUAAUUGCUGAAAAAUGUGGCUGAAUACAAAUACUGUCAUUGUUUUUGAAUGUCUUCAAAAACUUUCCUGUCGUUUAUUUUUUUGUAAUUUGUCUUUUAUUUCUGCUUAUGAUUUUUUGGCACACAACCAUUGCACUUUAAUAGACAAUGAAAUUAUGACAUCUGUAACAAGCAAUUGAAACUUCUCCCCAUUGUCUUAAAUUGUGAGAAAACUGGUUUCAGGUAUUAAAGUCAAAUUGAAUAAUAAAGUGAUUGAAGAUAUUUCUCCUAAUGUGCCUUGUUACAUAUAUGUUUAGGGGAGAGGGUUUAAAAAAAAUUGUCACAUCUUCAUUCUUGUUCUAUUUUGAUUAUUUCUAAUUAAUUUGGUUACUUGAUACAGUGUCUUGUUCAACAGAGUUUAAAACAUUUUAUUUGACAAACCUCGAAAGCUUGUCUGGAUCAAAACCAACCACAUCACAAAGAACUGUUUUCAGUAAUUUAGAUUGUCUCAUGCCUUUAUCUCACACUGAAACUAAUUCACAGGUUCCAAAUUUUCUUGAACAUCUCAAAUCUUAAUUUUUAUAGGAGGCUAUUAUGCUGCCACUGGUCAGUGGCUGUCUGUCUUUCACUAAAUUAAACUACAGCAGACUGCUGCCAACUGAUGAGAUAUGUAUGCUUGUAUUGAUGAACUUCAUUCUUCAUUUUAAUUACUGUGCCAAUGAAGUUGUUGCCACUGUAACUCUCCCCCUUGGACAAGGAGGCAUCUUUGCAGGUUUUAAGCUACCUUUCUCCAAAUAAUUUUUAUUGCAUAGGUACUUGUAUUCACUUUGAAAGUGUUGUUGUGUGCUUAGCUCUCUCUGCAUUGUGUGGCAUUAUUGCCUGGCAACAGGGAACAGGCAGAUAAUACUUAAGUGACCUAACGGGGACAAGGCUUUAUUUGACAGAAGUUUGUUUUCAGCUCUUUCUUGUGAGGAGUUUAUAAUGGUGAAAAGUUUGUCUGUGAAGUGUUCUUUGAUCACAGCAUGAACUUACUGCUUAAUAACUCCAGCAGUGAAAGAAAGUGUGAGUGGCCUUAUGUCUGCAAAACUUGGAACUUUCAUUCCAUAUCCCUGUUAAGCAUAAGGUGCUUUAGUCAGUGUUUAUGUGUGAGUGUGUGUGUGUGUGUAUAUAUAUAUGAAUGAAUGGUGGCUUUUUGGAGUUUGUUUUAUACCUGAUACACACUAACAACUGAAAUAGGUUUUCCAAUAAAAAAUAAAAUUACUUUAGAUAGCCUCCCCUCCCCCUUCCCCUCUUAAUGAAGCUACAAAGACAUCUUUGUGUGUGAAUGGCACUGAUGGUACCCUGGUUCACCCUUGGACAAUGCAGUGUUGUCACACAGGAUGUUUUAGCACUGUCUUCAAUCAGCUCUGCCUGUCUCUGCAUUGUGUCAAAGUGCACAUUCUGCAUUGUGCAGAACAAAUAAUGCAUUGACACAGUUUAAUAUUUGGAAGAAGGGGGAGUACUGAAUAUAUUAUUUAGUGUGGAAAAGGUACUGGUUUUUUAGUAGCUGCUGUUAACAAAGAUUCAAACAUUCCACACACUUUCAAUUUUUCAAUAUGAUCAUGGAAUUGUAAAAUACCAGGUUGGAGGGGACCUCAUUGAUGGUCUGGUCCAACUUUUCCUGUCAAGAGCAUGGUCUAGACAAGGUAGCCCAGCACCCAGCCCAGUCUUUAAAGUGUCUAUUGGCCCUCAUCAUUUCCAUGUGACUGCUUGUAAUAAGGGAGUCUUUUCUUUGUAGCCACCCUUUGGAAAUAGGAAUAUGGUGAUAAAGUCUCCCUUGAGCCUUCUUUCUUCAAGAAUCAACCCAGUUCUUUGCCUUUCCUCAUAUGUCAGGCUUCCCAGACUGUUGAUUAUCCCUGUGGCCUUUCUCUGGAGCCUUUCCAAGCUGUCCAUGGUUUUGUGUGUUUUUUGCAUGUCACGGACCAAAGCUGAACACAGAGAACCCACUAUUGCAGGUGUGGCCUCUCAAGUGGCUGAGUGAGAUAAUGGUGAUUUUAUCUCUGCUGAUGAUGCCUUUGUUGAUCCAGUUGGCUUUCUUUGCCAUAACAGCACACUGCUCUCUCACAUGGAGCUGCUUCUUCACCAGGACCCCCAGAUCCAUUUCCACAGAGCUGCUCCUCAGGCAGGUCCAUCCCAGCCUGUGCUGCACUCCUGGAUUGUGUUUUGCCAAUUGCAAGAUCUAACCCUUGUCCUUGUUGAACUUCCUAAAAUUCUCUAUACAUCCUAUCAAUGUUCUUUUAGUUCUCAAUGUGUAUUUUUCUGCUUUUCCAUCUCUGGUACACUUCUUUUCUGGAUUUGAGCAAAUUCAGAAGUUCACAGUUAAGCCAAGGAGGUCUCUAGCUCUGCCUCUUUCCUGACCUUAAAGGGGAUGAACUGGUUUAGUAUUUCCAGGAGACUGCAUGUGAAAAACUCCCAGCACUUUAUCCUCCAUAGCAUCCCUUCCCAUGGGCUAUGAGCAUAGUGAAGUUUGCUCUUCAAAAUCUAAAAUGUUUGUUUUAACACUGACCUUCAGCAUGCUCAGCAGGAUCCCACUACUGUGACCAUGGCAGUCGAGGCUGUCCCUGAUUGGGUUUUACAAAGCAGGUUUCCUUGGCUUGUGAGUAGCAAGUUCAGCAGUGCCUCACCCUUGAUUGGCACAUCUAACCAUCUGUAUUCCAAAUAUGUCCUCUACAUACUCCAGGAAUGUGAUGGAUGACAUGUGGGAUGCUGUACUGUUCUUCCAACAAGUGUCUAGGCAGCCAACAUCACCCACAGAACCAGGUUCUUUUGACCCAAAGCUUUCUUAAGUGACCCAAAUAUUGUUUCCUUUGUGUUAUUUCCUUGGUUUGGAGGUCAGUAGCAGAUGCCUACUUGGAGAUUUCCCUUGGAGACGACCUCUCUGACCUUGACUCAGGCAUUCAGUAGAGCUUCCACAAUCUUUGUAGGCAUAUAUUGAGGUGGUUGUUCUUUGGGUUCUCAUCUUGGGAAGCAGCUAAGGAACAUUUGGCACUACUCUAGUUCGGUUGACUUAUUCCACAGAUCAAAAAAUUCUGUUUUGGUUCAAAGCCUGCAGCUAUGUUUCAGGAAAAAAAAUCUUCCAAAAAUUAUUGUCUUUAAAUUUCUGGGUAAUUGUGAGUUUAUGAAACUAAGCUACGUGCUGUGGCUAGCCAUGAUUUGUUGUUGACUUUUUUUUUGAAGAAACCAAUACUUUAACGAGUUUUGAACAUUCAGCAUAGAUCUGAUUUUGUCUAAAAUAGCUUUCUGUUUUUGAAGUACACUGUUUUGAUUUUGACAAAAUAGUGUUUCCCUCUCAACAUAUUUAUUGAUAUUUAUUUUGCUUACAAUUUGUGUUUGAGUUCUGCUGUUGGAGGCACAUAUAUAAUGCCAUUUGAGCAGAAACUGUAAUGGAAUCUGAGCUCUAAUAACUAUAAAAUUGGGUCUUUUUGUUUUAAUUUAUGUAUUUCAUGCACUAGACAUAUUUUAAUAAUGCCUUGCCUGCAUUAAAUCUAAGUAUUUGUACCAUGAGCAUAUUAAACUGGAUGUUUUUGUACACAGUCACAUCACACGUCUAUAAUUCCAGAUGAAUAGACACAACAGUAUUGCUUGGUGUAGUGAAUUGUGGAUUAAUCAGUUAGCCUCCCUCCCCAGAAAGUAUGUGACUCUAAUAAGGCCUAGUAAUGCAAUUGUGAACCUGAGAAUAUUUUUCAGUUGCUCUUCUUUUUCUAGAAAUAGUUUUUUUAUCAAGUGUGUAUUUCAGUUAAGGGGAAAAACAUAGGUCACAGUUGUCAUAUUAAUAACCAGUCUAAUUCCAAGCAAUUUGAGAUAAAACGGAAUUCUGAAUGUUGCUUAUAAAUUAUGAUGGAGUGUUACAUACACAAAAAUGCUAAAGCAUAACUUUUUUUUCAGAGUUACCAAAAUUUAACAUACAACUGCACCAGCAUAUUGAUGGGGUGCCUUUUGAAUUAUAACUUUUAGUCUUUAGAUUGGGAGCAGCCCAAGGUGGAAAGACUGUUCAAAUCCUCAGCUGAAGUAAUAAAUGUUCUUUGAGUAGAGAUGAACUUAACAGAGCUGAACAUUUGUUUUGGGCUAAUGGUCAGAUAUUUGGUGGUGACAUUGGUCACCAGCAUCACAACCUUUAAAGUCAGUGGGAAAAGUAUUCUGUCCUCUGUUACAGCAGUGAAAUCUUCACCUGGCUUCAUUAAUUUUUGUAUGUAGCUGCACAGAAUUUUAGGAAAAUGAAGUUAUCCUAGAAAGUAGAAUUCAACCUGAGUACAUGAGUUUGAUAUCCUAAAAUUGUGACAUAUUUUGUCCUGAAGCAUGCUGUUUCUGCUGUUUCCCACAAUUGUGCCUGAAGUUACAGAUGCGAUUCAGGCUAUGCGUUAAUUCUAAAUGCAAUCACAAGGACAUCUGAAAGCCUGUAAAGAUGUAUUACUGCUUGGGAUAUUCUGCCAGUGUAGCAGGUAUAAAGACAAUUGAGCUCUAAAAACAUUAUCUAAAGAAGUAUUUUCUUUCAGGAAUGCGCAUUUUGUCACUUCUGGUUGUGCUUAUCUUGUAGUUACUGAAGACCUUAGGAAGCUACUGCAUGAAUCCUAGCAGGAUUUGAUAGCUGUUGAAGGGAAUGGAGAGUAUGUCCUUUUGUGAUUCUUCUGUGGACCAAAACACCAACUCUAAGGCAAAGUAAAUACUGAAGAGACAUUUUCAGUAAAAUAAGCAAUACUUGAUUGAUACAAAUGGCAUUACUUUUGGUUUCAGAAUUAACUCUCUAGGCUUACUUGAGAAAUUUAGUAUCAACACUAAAAUCCAUUUUGGAUUAUCCACCAAUAUGAGGUAUAUGGGAUCUAAAAAUCUAAAACAUUUUAAAAUUACUUGGCUAGAGGUUUUACUUGUUUGAAAUGUGCCUAAAUUUUAUACAGAUAAUGGAGUUCUGAAGGUCCUUCAUAUUUUGGGUGUUUUAGAGGACAAUCAGGUAUCUAUAGAACUAAACUUUUGACUGUAACAAUAUAUAGAAUAGCACACAAUUUUUCAGAAGUACUUACAGAAGCCACUAAGAAUAAAUACCUAUUUUACUGUUAGAAAAAGUAUUUAUCAUCUGUAUUGAUUACUCUAACAGUUGUACUGUAAGCUUUACAAAUACAAGUAUUAUAACCAUUUGUAUUUGGCUGAAAAAAUAGGAGGAGAGGGAAAUGGGAAUUUGAAAAUCUUUAAAAAUGACAAAGGUAAAAAAAUAUCCAUUAGUCCACUGACAGAUUUGUGCUCCUUCUGUAAACUUUUCAUCAAGCAUGAAUUAACCAAUAGAACAUUGUUGGUGUCUUACUAUAAACUGUCUUGUUGAUAGAAUGCAUUCUUCAAACAUGUAUUAGAAAUAAGUGUUCAUAUCUUCACUUUAUGAAGUUACCUAAGCUAAAGUGUUGUGACCUAGGCAAAGUUAUGAAGCUGAAAGAUAGCAACAACAGUGUUGGAGAAGAGUGAUUUAACAUUUAGUUGAUUUAUGCUUUGUACAGGACUCUGUUAUGGUGUGCAAAAGGUACUUGUUUUGAGUGGUGGAUGUACUGCAUGCUCAUGUUUAAUAGUUUAGCUCCAGUUAAAAAAGGAUGGCAUUUAAGUUGUAAAUAGUGUACACUACUAUAUUUCAUUUUUAAGCAACUUUCUUAUUUCCCUGUUUGUGUACAGUUCUCUAUGUACAUAUUAAAAAAUCCUAAAACAAACAAACCACAACAUUUUGAGAAACUUUUGUAGUUAUCUUUUGCAUUUUAAUUGUGUUAACAACCUAAAUAUGUCCAUUCAGCUGUCUGUUUAGUUUGAAGUUUUCAUUGCAUGCUUUCAGGUUCUUUGAAAAACAGCAAUAACAGUUGGACAGUUAUUUAAAGUAAAACAUUCUUCUGCACAAUUUCCACUUCCAUUCUUUAGAAUGCAUACACAGUGGAACAGUUGUCCAAUUGUAAGAUUUAAAUAAUCGUUUAGUAAUUAUUUAUAUUUAUUUCGUUUGUGGUGGUAGGAUAUGUCUCAUAGUAGCUUAUAAACAGAAUUUGCAAGUUAAACACGAUUUUUUUCUCAUGCUCAUUUAUUUAACUAAAAUUUUCUAUUAAAAUAUUUUCAUAAACUUUCUGUAGCUUACUGUAUGUUCUUCUAAGUAAUCAUGAAGCUAUUUUUCAACCUCUGUAUGAAAUACUCUGACAACACAAGUUUUACGUUUUGUGAAUCUGGUUGAAAUGUACAGAUGUACACAUAAAAUAAAGCUAAAAUUAGCAA